UCAUACUAAAAAUAUGAGACUAGAAUAUAUUUGUCUCCCCUCCGCAACUGAACCACUCCGUCUGGCUCUGAAUUUCCACGGAUUAGCCUGGAACUACUACGACGAGUGCCAGAACUCUCACUAGUACCAAUAGUACUACUGACCAGAGGGUCCAUCCAUUCACUGAAGGGUGGCAUGCUGGACAAACUCACGGAGUUCAGUGAGGCAAAAGCAAGUGAACCGGAGACAUGCCACUCCUGACCGCAGGGCACUCGGACCCAGACCACUUCGUUAACACGACUAAGCAUGGCGUUCCACCAACCGCAAGUGAGGCCUAACACCGGCUGUUAAUCACUCACUACUACCUCACCUUCUUCUUGCCAUCAAAACGCCCUCUCCUCGUCCCCCUUCCCUCGGCCACCUUCUCUUUCCCUCCAACACCGUCGUCUUCCCUUGCGGAUUGGUUCCGGCCAUGAGUGACGAUUCGGGUGUCUUGUUUGUGGGCUCUCGCCCCCGAAAGAGAACUCAUCGCGAAAUAUCCGAAGUAUCUGAAGUUUCUUCAGGACGUCCAUCCGGAGAACCAUCCUCAUCAUCCCUUUCCGCAACACCGGGGCCUUCGUUGCCACCGCUUCGGCGGUACCCCGGGGACGGCCUCGACCUCCGCCGACCGGCCACAUCCCAGCCGUCUGAAGAUGUGAUAGACCUGACCGAUGAGCCCGAUACACCAUAUCAAAAUUCCUCUUUGCAAGAGUCCCGUACAACGACUGAAGCAUCCCGGCCGCGGCCUCCCCGAUUUCCCCGGGACAUCCUUACCGAAGUGGUUGAUUUAGAGGAAGAGGUCGACGAUAAUGACCAGCAACAACCCCCAAGCAGCCCCGAAGUCGAGUUCAUCGGAGCCACCGUGAGGCGGCCACAGUUGCCGCCGCCGCCACAACCACCACCUCCGCCUCCGCCGCGCAACAAUGAAGGUUUCUAUAUGCCCAGCUUGUGGCAGCAGAUGCUACAGUUCCGAUCCCCGAGACCACCUGGACGGUUUGGAGACCAUGGCCGGCCAGACUUAUCGUUUCGUGGGUUUCGGAGACAUCCUCCAAUGAGUGAUGUGGAGUCAUUAUGGAUCGGAGAUGGCCCGGCGGGCGCCAUAGAUCUAACAAUCAACCUGGAUGUGGAUGGCCCGUUAGGACUAGACUAUCAACUCACGGGCCUGACACGACAAAGGACGCCUGCAAACGCCUAUAAACCUCCAAGUCCGCCACCGGAGGGGUUUACCCGAAACGUCGCAGAGGACGAUGUGGUUGUUUGCCCGAAUUGUGAUAUGGAGCUGGGCACCGGUGACGAAACCAAACAGCAGAUAUGGGUGGUCAAGCAAUGCGGACAUGUGUAUUGUGGCGACUGUGCCUCCAACCGAUCGCUGUCGAAGGCGAAAAAGAACGCUUCGAAAGCCAAGCCUUUCUCUAAAUGCCAGGUAUUCGGUUGCGGAAAGCCCGUGAGCUCGCCCAAGUCAAUGUUUCAAAUAUAUCUAUAAUGAUGCUGCAUAUCAUCUCUGGCGUUUGCAUUGUUAUAGCAUG
Molecule: messenger RNA, 1544 nt
Organism: Aspergillus welwitschiae
Lineage: Eukaryota; Fungi; Ascomycota; Eurotiomycetes; Eurotiales; Aspergillaceae
Product: putative RING finger domain protein
Exons: 3
Coding region: 452-1501 (349 amino acids)
Cellular component (GO): SUMO-targeted ubiquitin ligase complex
Molecular function (GO): ubiquitin-protein transferase activity
Source: RefSeq, a predicted model, not a curated record